AUGGGCUGCGGGAUUCCGAUCAUCCACGUUGAUAAGGAGGAGUUGAAGCGGAAGAUCGUGAUUCCGGCGAGGCUGAGGAGGGCGAUGGCGGCGGCGAUGGAGAAUAAGGAUCCGAGCGUCGAGGGUCUCGAGAAGGGGGAAGGGGAUGAGGAUGAGGAGAUCCCUGAGGUUCCGAUGGUGGUUUUUAUCAAUCCGAGGAGCGGGGGGAGGCAGGGGACCGCUCUCAAGGCCAAGCUUCUUGAAUUCAUGGGAGAGGAACAGGUCCUGGAUCUCACAGUUACAAAGCCUCCUGACUUUUUUCAGUAUGGCUUGGCUUGCUUGGAGAACCUGGCUUCCCUUGGUGAUGAUUGUGCCAAGUCUGUUCGUGAAAGUUUGAGGAUUAUGGUUGCUGGUGGUGAUGGUACAGUGGGGUGGGUGUUGGGAAGUGCUGGGGAGCUUCAUUUGCAGAAUAGACUGCCAGUUCCUCCAACUGGCAUCAUUCCUCUUGGAACAGGCAAUGAUCUUUCUAGAACCUUUGGUUGGGGUGGUUCUUUUCCUUUUGCGUGGAAAUCAAUUAUUAAGCGUGUUCUUCUUAGGGCUGCUACUGGUACAACCUCUCAUCUUGAUAGUUGGCAUGUGACGGUUUCAACGCCAGAUGGAGAAACUUUAGAAUUGCCACACGCUCUGAGGCGCAUGGAUCAAUGCCCUUUUGUUCAGGAUGGGGCUACUGUUGGAGGAGAGUUAGUUGAAAGAUCGUGCUUUGAAGGAGUAUUUUACAACUACUUCAGCAUAGGGAUGGAUGCCCAAGUUGCUUAUGGCUUCCAUCAACUACGUGAUGAAAAGCCACACCUUGCACAAAAUGCGAUAGCAAACAAGUUGAUUUAUACUGGAUAUAGUUGCACACAAGGAUGGUUCCUUGUACCUUGCAUGAGUGAUCCGAGUCUAAGGGGACUCAAAAACAUUCUGCGGAUAUAUAUCAGAAGAAAUGAUAGCUCGGAUUGGGAGUUUCUUCCAGUUCCUUCAAGCAUCAGAGCCGUGGUUGCAUUAAAUCUUCAGAAUUAUGGAAGUGGGAGGAACCCCUGGGGUCAACUCAAACCUGAAUAUAUGGAAAAGAGAGGCUUUACAGAGGCCCAUUCCGAUGAUGGUCUGAUUGAGAUCUUCGGUCUUAAGCAAGGGUGGCAUGCAACUUUUGUAAUGGCUGAACUCAUAAAUGCGAAACACAUAGCCCAGGCCGUAGCAAUUAGGUUGGAAAUCAGAGGAGGCGAGUGGAAUGAAGCUUUCCUGCAAAUGGAUGGGGAGCCAUGGAAACAACCGUUAAACGACGAGUAUUCAACUUUCGUGGAGAUUGUGAGGGUGCCAAGUCAAUCAGCCAUGAUAGAUGGAGAGUGAUCUUCUUUCAAGAAAGCCUCCCCCUGUUGUUCAGUUGCAAGCAAUUUCUAGCAUACCAUGUCCUUUUUUUUUCCAUCAAUACAAGUGCUGUGUAUAAAUGUCAUUAUGGUACCUGAUUGAUUUGUAUCCUCUCCCAAUUCAUUUAUUUGAUCAUGUAUAUAUUAGCAGUAUCAAAACAAGUGGCCCGAGAGUAUCAUGUGUAAAAAUAGCAACUCGCUGAAAGAAAGAAAUUAAGGUUCUGUGUAUGUUUAACUAUA
Molecule: messenger RNA, 1625 nt
Organism: Asparagus officinalis (garden asparagus)
Lineage: Eukaryota; Viridiplantae; Streptophyta; Magnoliopsida; Asparagales; Asparagaceae
Product: diacylglycerol kinase 4-like
Exons: 13
Coding region: 1-1368 (455 amino acids)
Molecular function (GO): ATP-dependent diacylglycerol kinase activity
Source: RefSeq, a predicted model, not a curated record